Scheffersomyces coipomensis is the source of this 1293-nucleotide messenger RNA. RefSeq names its product ERMES complex subunit. Gene Ontology annotation, cellular component: ERMES complex. Gene Ontology annotation, molecular function: lipid binding. The record is from RefSeq and is a predicted model, not a curated record. Gene Ontology annotation, biological process: mitochondrion organization; phospholipid transport. Lineage: Eukaryota; Fungi; Ascomycota; Pichiomycetes; Serinales; Debaryomycetaceae. The coding region runs from base 1 to 1293 and encodes 430 amino acids. The transcript has a single exon.
AUGUCAUUUGAUAUAAAUUGGGAUAGACUAAAUCUUGAUGAUUCUAUAAACAAUGCCAUCAAGGAAUUCCUAGAUCAUCAAUUCAGAAGCAUAUCAUUACCAUCUUACAUAUCAGAUCUAUCCGUUAAUAACUUCAGUCUUGGAGAUAUUCUGCCUGAGGUUAAUAUCAGACAUAUUGGUGAUCCAUUUGAUGAGUUCUAUAAAGACGAAGAAGAUGAAGAUGAAGGCACUGAAACUGAUACUAAUCAAGAUGUGAAAUUCAAUCCUAAUAAUCACAUCUACAAUAAUUUCGAACAUUCCAAACCCAAGUAUGAAGAUGAUGGAGAUUACGAUGAUUAUGACGAUGAUGAUGACGACGAUGACGAUGAAGAAGAUGAUGACUAUACUAAUGACCAUGAUGACUUAUCAACUUUUGGAAGUUCAAACCCACCACAACCUCCUCCAGAACCAGUACUUACACCACCUCCUUUCCUAGGUAGAGCUCGAGAAACUUAUCUUCAUAAUUAUAAUGGAAUUGGUCUAGGUACAUCAACAGGUGGAACUGAAACUCCAACAAAUAUAUUAAAUCAGAACGUAUUAAAAAACAAUUUAAGAAUUCAAAGUUUAAAGAAAGCAACCAUGAAAAAUGUCGAUGAUAUUCAAUUAAUUGUCGAAUUCAAUUAUCAUGGGAAUGCAUACUUAGACUUGACUGCUAAUUUAUUAGUGAAUUAUCCAUCACCUAAUUUCAUCUCACUUCCAGUUAAAUUACAUAUCACAGAUUUAGUCAUUCAUGCCUUAGCCACCAUUGCAUAUUUAAAGAAAAGUGUUUAUUUCUCAUUCCUUUGUGAUAUAAAUGAUUCUGUUUCAGAUUACUUCACCAGUACGAAUAGUUCAGCUUCAACAAAUACUGCUACUACGGCCACCACACCGGCAGAUGUGGUUGGUACUUCUACACCCCAUCAAACCACACCAGCUGUUGAAACUCCUUUAUCAGCUCAUCCCACUAGUGGAGGGAAUUUCGUCGAUUAUGUUUCUGAUCAGAAUAUGAAUGAAAGAAUUGAUAUUAUAAAAAAGAUUAAAAUUGAAUCGGAAAUCGGUCAAUUGGAACAAAAUGUAUUAAGAAAUGUAGGUAAAGUUGAGAAAUUCUUAGUUGAACAAAUAAGAAGAAUCAUAAGAGAUGAAAUCGCAUGGCCUAGUUGGGUCUGUAUCGAUUUGAAUGAUGAUGAUGAAGAGGAUGAUGAAGAUGAAAAACAUGAUGAUCAUGAUGAGGAUCAUAAUAAUGACGGUGAGACCAAUGGGGAAGGAGAUAAUUGA